This is a messenger RNA of Ostertagia ostertagi, 219 nucleotides long. NCBI's taxonomy places the organism in Eukaryota, Metazoa, Nematoda, Chromadorea, Rhabditida, Trichostrongylidae. The record is from the annotation of a GenBank genome assembly.
AUGCUGAAAAGGAUAGUUUUGGCGUUCUUCGCUAUUGCACUCGCAGGACUUUUCGUUGAUGCACGGUUUUUGGACGAGCCGUAUUUUUUAACAUCUCGAGCUUAUGUCGACAGACCGUCCCCUAUGAUGCCUUUUACGGUUCCACGUAGAGAAAUUAGGCAAGCCAUCGAGAACCAACCACUUCCUUGUCGUUUCAAGCUGUGCGUCACUUUCUACUAG